Loa loa (African eye worm) is the source of this 318-nucleotide messenger RNA. RefSeq lists its product as hypothetical. The transcript is spliced from 2 exons. NCBI's taxonomy places the organism in Eukaryota, Metazoa, Nematoda, Chromadorea, Rhabditida, Onchocercidae. The record is from RefSeq and is a predicted model, not a curated record. The coding region runs from base 1 to 318 and encodes 105 amino acids.
AUGAAAACGACACGAUGCUUCCACUGCAAGAGCUUCCACAAAUCAGCGUUAUGUAACAGACAUGAUACGAACGCUAUUCAGAUGAACAAGAGUAAGGAAAAGGUGGAACCAAUGUAUAUAACUAAUUCAGUGACUGAUCAAAAGGAUCCACAAGAAAAAACGAUUUUACUAUUGCGUAAAGAAGUUAGCGUAAUCAAUCUCGAAGCUCCGGAGAUAGAAACACAGGCACUAGUACUAUUUGACCAAGGAUUUAGCGAAUCGACUAAGCCUGCAAAGAAUUACAGAGGAAGAUAUAAGCAUCGCUUCAUUCGGCGAUAA